AGAAAUGUUUAAUGGCACCGUGAUUACCCAUAUGGCCAUGCGUUCAGAAUUUCGCCGGCGCUGAAGCGCCGAUUAAAUGCGCAGGCGUCAGGCUGAGGCCGUCCCUGAGUUUCACGCAUGCGCGCAGUGCACAGAAGGAUUUGAAAAUGUCGGUUGCAGGUUAAAAAUGAGAAGGAAUUCGUCUUCAGGAAGCUCAAACACGGCACAACAGUUUUGUUGUCUCUGCCUAGAUAUUUAAGAAGUGGAGCAAGGGAUCCAAUUGACCACCCUUCCUGCUCAGACUGUGGGGAGGGAUCCUCUCGGUCAUUUGACCAACUGGCACGCCUGUAAUUUACACAGGAGAAAGGCCUUUCACCUGCUCAGACAGUGGGAAUGGAUUCACCCGGUCAUCGCAACUGAAGGUACAUCAGCAAGUUCACACUGGACAAGGCCAUUCACCUGUUCUGUGUGUGAGAAGGGAUUCAGUCGGUCUUCCCACCUGUGGACACACCAAUCAGUUCACACCACACCGGGCAGAGGCUGGUCAACUGCUGAAUUUCUGGGAAAAGGAUUCACUCAGUUAUCUGACCUGAUGGCUCACCAGCGAGUUCACACUGGGGAGAAGCCGUUCACCUGCUCAGAGUGCGGGAAAGGAUUUACACAGUCAUCUACCCUACUGGUACAUCAGCGAGUUCACACUGGAGAGAAGCCGUUCACCUGCUCAGUCUGUGAGAAGGGAUUCACUCAUUUAGCUACCCUACAGAGACACCAGCGAGUUCGCCCGGCGGAGAAGCCAUUCACCUGUUCAGAAUGUGGGAAGAGAUUUACUCAGUCAUCCCACCUACAGAGUCAUCAGCGAGUUCACACUGGGGAGAAGCCGUUCACCUGCUCAGUCUGUGAGAAGGGAUUCACUCAGUUAGCUACCCUACAGAGACACCAGCGAGUUCACACUGGGGAGAAGCUGUUCACCUGCUCAGUCUGUGAGAAGGGAUUCACUCAGUUAACUACCCUACAGAGUCACCAGCGAGUUCACACUGGGGAGAAGCCGUUCACCUGUUCAGAAUGUGGGAAGAGAUUUAAUCAGUCAUCUAACCUACUGGUACACCAGCGAGUUCACACUGGGGAGAAGCCGUUCACCUGCUCAGAGUGUGGGAAAGGAUUUACACAGUCAUCUGCCCUACUGGUACAUCAGCGAGUUCACACUGGGGAGAAGCCGUUCACCUGUUCAGUCUGUGAGAAGGGAUUCACUCAGUUAGCUACCCUACUGAAACACCAGCGAGUUCACACUGGGGAGAAGCCGUUCACCUGCUCAGUCUGUGGGAAGGGAUUCUCUGACUCUUCCACCCUUCUGAUUCAUCAGCGAGUUCACACUGGGGAGAGGCCGUUCAGCUGCUCCGAAUGUGGGAAGGGAUUCACUCAGUCAUCCCACCUACGGAGUCACCAGCGAGUUCACUCCGAGGCGAAGCCAUUCACCUGCUCAAUUUGUGGAAAGGGAUUCACUCAGUCAUCUACCCUGCUGGUACAUCAGCAAGUUCACACUGGGGAGAAGCCGUUCACCUGCUCAGUCUGA
Messenger RNA from Hypanus sabinus (Atlantic stingray), 1549 nucleotides. Its product is annotated as zinc finger protein 235-like. Gene Ontology annotation, biological process: negative regulation of transcription by RNA polymerase II. The transcript has 2 exons. The record is from RefSeq and is a predicted model, not a curated record. Lineage: Eukaryota; Metazoa; Chordata; Chondrichthyes; Myliobatiformes; Dasyatidae. Gene Ontology annotation, molecular function: DNA-binding transcription repressor activity, RNA polymerase II-specific. The coding region runs from base 572 to 1549 and encodes 325 amino acids.